Molecule: messenger RNA, 843 nt
Organism: Lycium ferocissimum
Lineage: Eukaryota; Viridiplantae; Streptophyta; Magnoliopsida; Solanales; Solanaceae
Product: putative leucine-rich repeat receptor-like protein kinase At2g19210
Exons: 2
Coding region: 1-843 (280 amino acids)
Source: RefSeq, a predicted model, not a curated record
AUGGUAAGAAAAUCAAGGCAAAACCCUAACACUAUUUACCAAUCCAAUUCCCCAGAAAGGCUAUUUCUCACAGUUACAAGCUUUCCUUUAGGGACCAAAAAUUGCUACACUUUAACUCCAGCUCAAGGGAGUUUUGGCAAGUACUUGAUAAUUAGGGCAAGUUUUCUCUAUAGAGAUUAUGAUGGAACUGGCCAAUUACCAAAUUUUGAUCUUUACAUAGGAGAGGAUCAUUGGGACACAGUCAUAAUAUCUAAUGCUUCUAUACCAAUUAGGAAGGAAAUUAUGCACACCCGCUUUGACUACAUAGCUUCAUUUGCCUUGUCACAGACGGCGAUGGCGGACGAGAAUUUUGUACGAAGUGGGUUCAAUCGAAGACAUCGAUAUCGAUUGAUGUAUAGCUAUGAUGCAUACGAUAGAAUUUGGAUGCCAUUUUCUUUUGAGAAAACGGUCACUAUUAAUACAACACAAAACAUAUUAAUUGACACCCUUUACCGAGUACCGUCAGUGGUGCUGAGCAUGGCUGUGACACCGGAUCCGUUGACCUCGACCGACGACUCGGUGUCCCUUUACUGGAACGCUGAUAAAAUCACAGAUAGGUAUUACAUAUACAUGUACUUCGCCGAAGUGGUCGAACUGCCAGUGACACAAACAAGGGGAUUCAACAUUUAUGCUACUGAUAACCUCUUUUAUGGACCUAUGUCUCCCAACUAUUUGUUGACGUCGAUGGUGUACACAGUGUCUCCGGGAUCUGGUGUCGAGAGGUACCAUGUUGUCAUUAAUAAAACUGUGACAUCAACUCUUCCGCCACUCAUUAAUGCUGUCGAAGUUUAUAAAGAGAUAUAG